This is a messenger RNA of Eurytemora carolleeae, 2931 nucleotides long. RefSeq names its product metabotropic glutamate receptor 6. Gene Ontology annotation, biological process: regulation of synaptic transmission, glutamatergic; G protein-coupled glutamate receptor signaling pathway. Bases 103 to 2781 code for a protein of 892 amino acids. NCBI's taxonomy places the organism in Eukaryota, Metazoa, Arthropoda, Copepoda, Calanoida, Temoridae. The record is from RefSeq and is a predicted model, not a curated record. Gene Ontology annotation, molecular function: adenylate cyclase inhibiting G protein-coupled glutamate receptor activity. The transcript has 42 exons. Gene Ontology annotation, cellular component: membrane.
GAAUGUUUUAAAGUUUUUCUUCUCAUUCUUUUAAGUCAGGUUGUAGCAUGUAAACAGUUAAUUCACAUACCAGGAGAUAUAUCUCUAGGAGGUCUCUUCCCAAUGCAUGAACAGAAUGUGACGAACAGAGAAUACCCUUGUGGAGAAAUUAAGCAAGAAAAAGGAAUUCAGAGACUUGAAGCUAUGUUGUAUGCUCUCGAUGAAAUCAAUGCGUCUCCCCACCUCCUGCCUAAUAUUAGGCUCGGAGCUCUGAUUCUUGACACAUGCAGUAACCCUAGCUACGCUUUGGAACAGGCUAUGGAGUUUGUUAAGGCACAUAUGUCAUCUGGAAAUGAAACUAACUCUAGCUCCAAGUGCCCUGAAGAAGUUGAUGACCUAUUGGAGCGUAUUCCAGUGGCUGGAGUUAUUGGAGCUUCCUUUAGUGGAGUUUCUAUCAUGGUUGCAAACAUACUUAAACUGUUCCAGAUUCCGCAGAUUAGCUACGCUUCAACUUCACUUGAACUUUCAGAUAAAUCAAGAUUCGAAUAUUUCACAAGAGUAGUUCCUCCAGACAACUACCAGGCCCAAGCAAUGAUGGAGAUUGUGAAAAGAUUGGGCUGGACCUACGUUAGUACAGUUGCUGCUGAGGGUGAAUAUGGUGAGAAGGGAAUAGGUUAUUUCAUCAAGCUAGCAACUGAGGAGGGUGUCUGUGUAGCAGUAUCGGCUAAAAUCAGUAGGAACCCGACAAGAGAAGAGUUUGAAGCUGUGAUUCUUGAGUUGAUGAAGAAACCAAAAGCAAAGGCAGUAGUGCUUUUUGUAGAUGAGGAUAAAACCAGGCAUUUAUUGAGUGCUACCAUACGGCUAGGGAUUGCAGGAUAUUUUUACUGGAUAGGCUCUGACUCUUGGGGUGCAAAAGUACAUCCUGUGAAACAGCAGGAAUGGACGGCUGAAGGAGCAAUAACAAUUCUUCCAAAAAGAAAAAAUAUUCAAGGUUUUGAUGAUUAUUUUUUAUCCUUAAGACCUCCAAUGUCAAUGCAAGAGUGUUCCACAAAGUCGAAAAGGAAUAAAAUGGUAAACUGUCGGAAUCCUUGGUUCAGAGAAUACUGGUCAAAACAACACAGCUGUUCAUUUAAAGAUGCAGAAAAUCGAGGGUUUUCUGAUUUGUGCACUGGGUUAGAACGCAAGGAGUUAUACCAGCAAGAAGGCCUGGUACCAUUUGCAAUUGAUGCAGUUUACGCAAUGGCGCAUAGUCUUCAUAAUCUGAUCUUAGAACAAUGUUGCCCCAGCUUUAAUCCUUCCACAGAUAGAGCCAGAGUGCUAAAGGAAUGUUUGGCUGCUGGUGAAUUUAGAAUAUGUGGCAAGAUAUCUCCUGUUCCUACUGGAAAACUUCUUCUAGAUUAUAUCAGAAAUGUUUCAUUUACAAGUGUUCAAGGUUCUGAUAUCGGAGAUGUAAAAUUUAACAAGGAUGGGGAUGGAAUUGGCAGAUAUUCAGUUUAUCAAUAUCAACAUAUACAAAAUGGUUCAACAGGAAAAUGGGAUUAUGUGUGGUUGGGGGAGUUCGGUGAAGUUACAAACUACCACUGGGAACCCCUUCAAGAAAAUGUGCCCCCAGUAUUCCGGACUAGUUUAAGUCAAGAUCUAUAUUUUGGUCUAGAGAACUCAAAAUGGAACUUUAUACCGUCCAACACAUCAGACGAAUUGAAUUCGUCUCCUAUCCCAGAAUCUGUCUGUAGUCGACCAUGUCCGCUUGGGAUGAUAAAAAACUAUGAGAAUCCUUGCUGCUGGAGCUGUGUACUAUGUAGAGAGGAUUCAAUUCAACUAAGAGAAGAUAGAUGCUACAAAUGUCCCCAAGGUUAUGUGGCAGACCAGUUUAAGAGUUCCUGUAUCCAGCUUGAAGCAAUGUCGAUAUCUUGGAAAAAUCCCUGGUUUUUCUUUCCUCUCCUCUUCUCUCUAGUUGGAAUUAUUCUCACACUGGAGGUCGUCUUUGUGUUUAUAGUGUACAGAAGAACAACAGUUAUCAUGGCAUCAGGCCGGGAACUCUGUUUUGUUUUGUUGUUCGGUAUCCUACUUUCCUACACAGUUCCUUUUGUUCUACUUUUGGAACAAUCAAAAAUAUCCUGUGCACUUCUAAGAGGGGGUCUGGGGGUUUGCUUGAAUAUCUGCUACUCUGCUAUCUUCACAAAAACUAGCAGAAUAUCCAGGAUUUUCAACCACAAGGAUCAAUGCAAGCUGAAAUGGAUUUCUCCCAUGUCACAGAUUUGUAUUUGCUCAGGCUUGAUCAUGAUUCAGUUGAUUGGAGUAGUAACCUGGAUUAUCAUUGAUCCACCUAAUCAUGAGAUCCAUUAUAUCUACCCACCUGGGGACUAUCCCAGUGCUGUGAAGACCUGCGGUGUAUCCUUUGUAUCCAUCAUAAUAUCUCUCCUGUACAACAUUAUACUGGUUGUACUUUGCACCCUCUACGCGUUCAAAACAAGAAAAAUUCCUGAGAAUUUCAACGAGGCAAAGUAUAUUGGGUUCACGAUGUACUCAACAUGUAUAGUCUGGCUAGCCUUCAUUCCAAUAUUCUUCGGAGCUAACCACGACUACCAGGUACAGAUCUGCAGUCUUUGCAUGUGCGUCUGUCUCAGUGCCAGUGUCACACUGUGUCUUCUGUUUGGACCAAAGGUUUAUCUGGUUGUUCUCCAUCCAGAAAAGUGCGCCAGGACAUAUGCUGCAAACAAGACAAGAAAAAUGACAAGGUUCUCCCGCAGCCUGGAUACUAGCUUUUCUGCACUCAGUGAUGAGGAAAAGACAGUUUACUGAAGAGUCCUUCUACAAUGGAUACUUCACGUACAGGGUGAUCCACAAUGAAUGAGACUUCAAUUAUGGAAUUUUUUUUCCUUUCAAGGUUUUCUGCCACUGUGAACUUGUUUCUUUUUUGUCAAACCAUUUAAUAUCAAAUCAAAUUAUAAA